Messenger RNA from Malania oleifera, 693 nucleotides. Its product is annotated as transcription factor MYB27-like. The coding region runs from base 1 to 693 and encodes 230 amino acids. The record is from RefSeq and is a predicted model, not a curated record. Gene Ontology annotation, cellular component: nucleus. Gene Ontology annotation, molecular function: DNA-binding transcription factor activity; sequence-specific DNA binding. The transcript is spliced from 4 exons. Gene Ontology annotation, biological process: regulation of DNA-templated transcription. Lineage: Eukaryota; Viridiplantae; Streptophyta; Magnoliopsida; Santalales; Ximeniaceae.
AUGGCUUACAAGGCAGCCAUGCAAGAAGCGAAACAGCGUAAAGGGCUAUGGCUCGAAGAGGAAGACAACCGACUCACUGCCUACGUAACCCUCUUGGGGGAACGGCGGUGGGAUUGGAUCGCAAAAGCAUCGGGUUUAAAGAGGAGUGGCAAAAGUUGCAGGCUGCGGUGGUUGAACUAUCUGCGUCCUGACCUUAAGCAUGGCCAGAUGAGCAGAGAAGAAGAGAAGAUCAUUCUUCAACUUCAUGAACGAUGGGGCAACAAGUGGUCGAAGAUUGCUCGAAAACUGCCCGGAAGAACAGACAAUGAGGUAAAGAACUACUGGAGAAGUCACUUGCGAAAGAAAGCACAAGAAGAAAACAUGCAGGAUGAUAUGAGCAAUGCAAAGCCAGAAAUCUUCAUUCCGAAAGGAAAUACGAACUCCCGAAAAAUUUGGCAUGAUCAAGACUGCUGGUCUGAGAAUAUUUUGGUUGUCACGGACAAUGCCUUCGAUAUGGCUGGAUCAUCAAACUCUGGGUUCCCAAGCUCAUCGUAUGAAGCUCGGUUGUUAGACUGGAUACUGUGGUUGUCUGAUGAUCAAAGUGAAGAGUGGGGUAACAGUUUGGGCAUCUGUAUUUGUUACCCUCCACAAAUUUCUCAAGAUGGAGACACAAUUCUAUGGGAGUGUUCAGGCUCCAUCUGGGGCACUGAUUAA